This is a messenger RNA of Haemorhous mexicanus (house finch), 3498 nucleotides long. RefSeq names its product proline rich protein BstNI subfamily 4 (gene PRB4). The transcript is spliced from 4 exons. The coding region runs from base 1 to 1029 and encodes 342 amino acids. Lineage: Eukaryota; Metazoa; Chordata; Aves; Passeriformes; Fringillidae. The record is from RefSeq and is a predicted model, not a curated record.
AUGUACAAACCACCUUCGCAGGCACCCGCUGGCCUUCCCGGCAGAGCGGGCACACAGGGACAGAGCCGUGCCCGGCCCCUUGGCACAUCCCGCCCGCUGCCCGAGCCACGGGCCGGGCAAAACCCACCUGCCGCUUGGCUUUGCCGGGUCCUGGCUGAGGGGGCAUUUUGUGUUUGGGGUUCGGAGAGGGCUCUCCGACAUCCCUCCAGCCCCGCUCCGCCGACAUCCCCCGCCUCAGGCGGCUCCAGCCGGACAGGGCGGCCCUUCCACGCCUCGGCGGCCGCCGUCACCCUCUCACGCUCCCGGGCCCCGCCGGUCCGCCCGCGGCCCCCCAGAGCACAGCGCUUCCCUCAUGCCCAGCACCGGCCCCCCGGGAUCCCCUCACCGCCUUCCCACCUCGGCAGCGCCGGCCGUCCUGGGGAGCGCCGCGGGCUCCGCGCCUCCCGGCCCGCGGCGAACCGGCCCCGCCGGCCUCCCCUGCCCGGCCCCGCGCACCUGCGGAGGGAGGGCGCUUGUGCCCGGGCAGGGCUGAGCCCGGCCCCGGCAGGGCGGCAGCGAGCGGCGCCGGGCACCUGCGGCGGCCGGGGUGAGCCGGGAUCCCGCCCGAGGGAGGGGAACAGCGCAGGGCAGAGCCGUCCCGAGCGGCGCUCUGCGCCCGCCGAGCCCCGGGCAGCGCGGCUCCCUCACCGCGGCCUCGGGGAGCGGCGGGGGACGAGCGGAAUCACCGCUACACAGCACUCGUUCUUGAAGAGCAGUUCACAGUGCGCGGCCCUGACUUCGGGCUCUGCGUCCUGCGGUGCCGUUCCCGGACUCCAGGGAUUUCCAGGAUCCAGGUGCUCGCACACGGCUCAGCGCGUCCCCUCCUGGGAACAGCCGCUUCGGGAUAAGGGGUGGCAUCCCGACACCCACUCCUUACCCAGAGAGUCCCUGAUUCCCUACAUAUCUGCCAGCAUUUCCAAGGAAACUAAGCAAGCAGACUGCUGCAAAUUUCUGAAGCAUCAAUCAAGGCAAAUUCUGCAUUUGUACUGAACUUGACCUGAUGUCACCCAACACUGCAAAAUGGCUCAGACAAUUCUUUGGAUUUCUGCCUCUUUUUUCCUGAGUUGCUGUCAGUUUCUGGAGGAGUAACAGAAUCCUCACCUACGAUUUUUGGAAAGGAUCAGUUCCUAAUCCCCAACAUGAUCAAGCAGAUCAGAAUGCAGCCUGUUUAUACAAUUUCUUAACUUUCCUCAGAGUUCCUCCAGCUAUGUGUACACUUUGCUGUUCUCUUAGGGCCAUUGGCAAGCUGAGCCAAGCAGGUGGGUUUCCAUCCCUCUGAAGAAAACCCAUGGAAUACCAAGGGGCUCCAGCAGGCUGUGAAGGUCUGUGUGACCAGGGAUCACACCUCCAACCUGACUACCCACACUUCUCCAGCACUGCUUUCAUUCAUCCUCACAGGCUUGCAUCACUUUGACAUCUAGUAAUGCAAAUAACAGCAAAUCUCCAUCUGAGAUCUUCAGAGGUUUAUAAUUAACCCCAUUUUUUAAUCCUUGGUCCAAGUUGGUGGUGUGGAUGAACCACACAGUAAAAUAUCCCAGUAGAGCCCACAAUAUAUCAAGAUUCUUGGAGACAACAUCAGAAACUGAUUUUUUUUUUUUUAAAGAAACCACCUAUCAUUGCAAACCAGUAAACAGUAACAUUAAAAGUACUUACCAUAAACUAGAUUUCCACAAAAAUCAGAAGCAUCAAUGUUCUGGGGCUGCUGCAGUCAUCAACUUUUAACAUAUCUGGCUUGACUCACAACAGUCAGCACUAAAGCAAGGAUAAUGGGAUACACUUCAAUGUUCCACUUGUUGUGGGAGGGACCAGAAUAUUGUGACCCGCUAUUUGGGAGUGCUGAGAUUAAAAAUGUGCCAAAAGCAUCAGAUUUUCUAACUGCUGCAUCAGUUAGAAAGAUCUGCAUGAUUUUCAUCUGUGCUGCUAUGGAAUCAAGGGGAGCCAGAUUAAAACCAAGCAUGAGUAUGACUAAAAUCAGACACACAGUCUGCAGGUUUAUUUUUAAUGCAAGAGGACAGUAAUAUAGUGACCACUGGCCAGUUGCUCAUCACACAUACAUAUUGAAAUGUCUCAGUUAUUCAUAUUCUAUCUCACAGGUCCAACUCAAGUACGAGUUUCAGUUCUUGAGGAAAUCACCAAUGGAAAAUGAUUAAAUAACUACUUAGAGAAUUGAACAUCAAAAAUUUCAGCUAGAUCAAAAAAAAUGGACAUUGCUUAAAUUUUAAAAACCCAUACACAUAUAGGUAUUUAAAUGGCAGUUUUGCUUCUACACCAUGGCUUAAACCAGUCAUCAGAGGAGUUUCAGCAGUAUUUUUUAUUUGCUAGAGCACACUUUGUAUCACGUUAUGGCAAAUAAUGUACUUUCAGGUUUUGAGUUCUCUCCACAAACAGGAAUAGUCUAAACACAGCAAUAUUUAUUCAAUUAUUUAGCACUCUUCUUAGCAUUGUGCCAUUUUAACAUGCCACAGCAGUGUUACUCAUAUGCAAUAAGCUUUAAAAAUGUGGCAUUUUUAACCUGGAAGUAGUAUUUUAAUGGCUGAACAACAAGAACAGGGGCAUGGAAAGAAAGGCUGACUGUACUAUAAUGAUACAGCAUCAAUCAACAAUAUUCACCCAAUUGUACCAUCCUUGGCCUGCUGCACAAGGCUGAAUCUGCUGCAAACAUAAUCCAGGCACCUGUGGGAGAGAUCUAUACUGAGAAUGGCGGAAAACACCAAUUUAAUAGGUUUUAUUUAGUGCUAUCAUAUUUCACUACAUUAGAAAACACGAGUGCUUUAAACAGGAGACUUUACUAGGUAAGCACAUUGUCAAAACUUGUUUCAAGAAUAUUUAUUUUUUAAUAAUACACCAGUCUAUAAUAACCUACAACAGUAACUCAAACUGAUAUUAUCUAAAAAAUGUAAGAUCCAGUAUAAUUCAAUUAAAUACCAAUCUGACAAUUUUUAUGCAAAUUACUUUACUCCAUCCUGCACAUUUCUUUAUCUCUGGAGAUCAUUCUCAAUUUCCUUUUCUGUAGCUUUUCUAGCGCUACACUGCAUUUUGUUAAUAUCACCACUGAAGCUAAAGACAAUAUUUCAAAUCUUAAGCCUACCAGAAAAUUAUAGUUAAGAUUUAUACUGGCUUUAGUCACACAACUUUGCUUUCCAAUGAUUUUUCAAAGUACUAUACCAUAAAGACUAGAAAGUUCAGACAGGACACCAGCAUUAUUUUUGGUCUAUUCUGAAUUUCAGACUUGUUCUUGAGUCUAUUAAUAACCUAAUAACCUUUGAACAAGAAUGUUCAUUAGAAGGAAGGCUGUUAGUGCAUCCUAAAUUGCCAAAAUCUUCCCAUUUUAGGUCCCAGUUGCUUGUAACUUUGCCAAACACUAAAUGCUUGGGCUGAAAUUUUCCAUGCCAUGUCUGUGUCUCAAUCUGAGAUGUGUUGGAAAAUUUAAUCUAAAAUAAAUAGAACUGUUUCCAAGAA